This is a messenger RNA of Cryphonectria parasitica EP155, 1627 nucleotides long. RefSeq lists its product as uncharacterized. The coding region runs from base 391 to 1152 and encodes 253 amino acids. The transcript is spliced from 3 exons. NCBI's taxonomy places the organism in Eukaryota, Fungi, Ascomycota, Sordariomycetes, Diaporthales, Cryphonectriaceae. The record is from RefSeq and is a predicted model, not a curated record. Gene Ontology annotation, cellular component: mitochondrion.
ACAACCACCUUUUGAAUCUAGAUUAUCCCCUACUAUCCGAUUAACAACCCUGCUCUUGUGUGGAUUGGGUUAUUUGAACAACAAGUGUAGUGUGACAGUCAUCAGUCAGCUGUCAGAAAAAGAGAGGGAAGAAGCGCAAGAAAAAUAAAAAGGUCACGAGAUUUCUCGGAGUCGCCGGGACCAGAGAUCCCACGCCGCAUAAGACUUCCUCCACCCAUCCACGUAUGUGACUACACGUCAGAUAUUCAGCAAAACGAGCCGACCCCCACGAGAACCCUUCGUGCCAUCCUCUAAACUGAAGUCUACAUACGCGUUGCCAUGUUACGAGCACUUCGGCUGCCAACCCCGGGGCGGCUACCCCAAUCCCUCGCCACGAGCACGAGCACCACGAUGACGAGGGCAACGACGACAUUGCCCUCUCCUCUGCAGCGGUUCGCAGCACAGGCCUGGAGGAACACACAACCAAGGAGCAUACACACAGCCUCAGGCAGCAAGAGGAUCACCGAGCAAGUCUGGAGGACAGGGACAGGGACCUCCUCAACCCCACGGAACCCGCAGGCAUGGAAGGGCACAGGAGGGACAACACUCUCGAGAACGCAGAGGAGAAACUUUGGCUGGUCGUGGGCGCGGCAGUCACAGGGCGGCGGGGCCAAACAGGAGCCGUCCCUCUCCUUCAGCGCGCGCAUGCGCAAGCUCUCGCGCGAGUACGGCUGGGCCGCGGUCGGCGUGUACCUGAGCCUCAGCGUCGCCGACUUUCCCUUUUGCUUUUUGCUGGUGAAGUGGGUUGGCACGGAUCGCAUCGCCGAGUUCGAGCACUGGAUCACAUCGAACGUCAAGAAGUUCAUCCCCGACAGCGUGAAGCAGCAGUGGCGCGAGUGGCGGGCGGAGAUGAAAGGCGUCGAGAAGGAGCAGAUUGGUGACAACCAUAUCAGCAACGACGUCGAGAUGGUGGGCUGGGGUGUAGAGGAGGCACAGGAGAGGCACAAGGCGGACGCAAGUCUCGCGACGCAGCUCGCCCUCGCCUACGCCAUCCACAAGAGCUUCAUCUUCGUCCGCGUCCCCCUGACCGCUGCCGUGACACCCAAAGUUGUCAAGGUCCUGCGGUCGUGGGGUUGGCAGAUUGGCAAGAGGAAGCCCAAAACCACCCGGUGAGUGCCUCUAAUGGCCUGUAUAGGUACCGGGUGGGCUUGUAUAUCACAGUAAGUUUCCCCCCUGGCAGGAUCUCUCUUCUCCAGGUUGAUUUUCUGCGUGCCUACAUUGAAAGGAAAAGGCACAAAGGCAGCAUCAGCAUUCAGCAUCAGCGAUUUAGAGAGAAAAGGAACCAGGCGUAAGGUGUGGCAGAUUUGCAGAGGAAAAAAGAAUAUCCUAUUUUCAAAGGCGGCGACCUUUGCCGCCGAGUUUGUACAGUCCAUCUAUUACGUCCUUGUAGACCACAUCACACCUCAUAAACAGAAUACCCAGAGCGCAAGAACAAGCUCGACCAUGCCAUCCCAUCCAGCGGUUUCGCCCGUGGGUCUUGGACAUGUCGUCUGCAUUCGACUCUUGCGGAGUCCACAGCAAAAGGGAAAAUUUUCACCGCCAUUCGACAAUUUGAGAUAAAAAACGUCAUGAGAUGUCAUGCCAUGGG